Molecule: messenger RNA, 1698 nt
Organism: Melitaea cinxia (Glanville fritillary)
Lineage: Eukaryota; Metazoa; Arthropoda; Insecta; Lepidoptera; Nymphalidae
Product: pickpocket protein 28-like
Exons: 10
Coding region: 1-1698 (565 amino acids)
Biological process (GO): sodium ion transmembrane transport
Cellular component (GO): membrane
Molecular function (GO): ligand-gated sodium channel activity
Source: RefSeq, a predicted model, not a curated record
AUGAAUAAAAAGGAUCACAUGACAAACGUUUAUUUAAGAGAUUACUAUAUAAAGGAUUUUAAAUAUAUAAGUCCAGAAGUUUUGAGAAAUAAGAAAAAUGUCAGUAAAUCGGAUGGAAGAUCAGAGGGUCGCUGCACAUUGUUCGUGAAAGUGUGGUUACGGGAAGUAUUGAGGGGUUUCAAACAAUUUCUCUAUGAAGGUUCCCUACAUGGUGUUAAAUACAUGUUCGAACCUUCAUUUAGUCAGAAGGAGCGAGUAACUUGGAUCAUCAUUAUGGUUAUCAGUAUCAGUAUAUGCGCUAUGAACAUCACACAGCUCUUCUGCAAAUGGACAUCCACGCCAUUUGUAAAUGUCAUUGAUUCUUUACCAACGCCGAUAUGGGCUGUUCCCUUUCCAAGCGUUGUGCUUUGCCCUCAUUUACACGUCAAACUAUCUCGUGCAAACGUCUCUGAAUUAAAUGAUACAUACAGGUUCUUCGCAUCUUUAGUUUGCCCUCAAAUGGACGUGAGAAAUUUUGAAAGGAAGGAAAGGUUAAGCGUUACUGAAAAUCAUUUGUUGCAAGAAUUCAUAUUAAAGGUAUCGCCAAAAUGUUCAGAUUUGGUUAAAAUAUGUCAUUGGCGUUCAGGAUACGACACGGCGUAUUACAGAAACGACUGCUGUGAAAAAUUAUUAAAACCAAUAUUUACUGAAUACGGACUCUGUUACACUUUCAACAGUCUGCCAUUAAAUGGAAUGACAAAUGAAACUGCAGCUUGGCAAAAAUCCUUUAAUCACAUAUCUACUUCUGAUCCUCUUGAAUGGGAUCUUGACAGUGGAUAUCCAAAAGUGUUUCCACCAAAACUUGGUGCAUUACCCUUCAGGGUUAUGGCUUCGGGUGAAGUUAAUGGUUUAAGUAUUGAGCUACAUUUGAAUACAAGUGAACAUCAAUAUGAUUGUGAUGGAGCUAAUGUUGGGUUUAACGUCUUGAUUAGUUCCCCAACAGAUCACGUCUAUACAAGCAAUAUACUUCGUCUUCCCAUGGACAGAAUGACGACCAUCGAAGUAUCACCAAUAACAUACAAGACCGAUAGCUCGUUACGAGCGUUGUCACCAGACCAAAGACAGUGCUUCUUCCAAAAUGAAAGACAACUGCAAUAUUACGAAUACUAUACGGAUACAAAUUGUAAAUUAGACCUGAGGAUACGAGAAACAAUAAAACAUUGUAGAUGUGUGUUGUAUAAUUGGCCAAGAAAAGAUGUACGGAGUCCAAUUUGUUCAACCGAAUUGGAUUUCGAAUGCGUUGCACGAGUCAAAGUUCAGGUUGGCGAACAACUAAUUUACGCGUACUACGCAGACAGCGAAGAACAAAGACAGCCACACGAAGGUGCAAUAUCUUGUUACCCAGCAUGUAAUGAUAUACUUUAUUCCACCCAAGUUUACUACUCCGAUUUGAUUAGAGACCACAACGUUAGGAAAAUAGACUUAGACAAGGACAAGACAGGAGUGAAGACACAUAUAAAUGUACAUUUCUACGACGAUAUGUUCUUAGGUCAGCAUCGUCACGCACAAUACGAUGAUUAUUACUUCGCAGGAGCCAUUGGUGGUCUUCUCAGUCUGUUCCUUGGUUUUAGCAUCAUCAGCGUCGCUGAGCUGGUUUACUUCGUGAUGUUAAAACCAAUUCAUAUAGCGUUUAAAAAUACUUACAAUGUUAUACGUUAA